This is a messenger RNA of Yamadazyma tenuis ATCC 10573, 651 nucleotides long. RefSeq lists its product as uncharacterized. Lineage: Eukaryota; Fungi; Ascomycota; Pichiomycetes; Serinales; Debaryomycetaceae. The record is from RefSeq and is a predicted model, not a curated record.
AACAUAGGAGAGUGAUGAGGAACACAUUUUUCUUCAAAAACUGUUUGUUAUGACUUUUUGCCAGUAAUUAUCUCUACUGGGCCAAAUUCUCACCUCAAUAAUAUUUUUCUACCAUCAAAUCCCAUAUCAAUACACUCCAAUGGUAGAUCGCAGUGAAAGCAGAGCGGUUUCGGUGACGGAUCCGGCCAAAUACAACCACAGAGAUAUUCUUCUAUUCCUCCAGCUUCUUCAUUCAAACGGCUUGAUCGAACCUGAUAACAUAGUUGAUAAACUGAAUAGUGACAUUGUAAAUGACAUUGCAACCCAAUGGUUUAAACACAAAAGCACCAAACUCUCAACAUUGAAAGGAUUGGAUAUCGAUGCACCGUGGACACAGAGCCAGCUUCAGACCUUGUACCAGAACCUCCUUGACCAGAAUGAUGAUUGUUCAAAUACCACCGAGUUGGCCAACAAGAUUUAUGCUGAGAGAGUCAAACAGCUACGGAACCAGCUAGAGUCCUCUCAGGAGACCUUCACCCAGUUACUAAAGGAGCAGUGACAUAGCACUUGAAUUGAUAUGUCAGUAUAUUUUUACUGUCACCCAUUCUCUCUCUGAAACAACUCUCCUUGACCAUUACUUUUAUAGACCCAUGAAUAUAUAAUGACCAUCAU